Molecule: messenger RNA, 1088 nt
Organism: Alosa alosa (allis shad)
Lineage: Eukaryota; Metazoa; Chordata; Actinopteri; Clupeiformes; Clupeidae
Gene: psma3
Product: proteasome 20S subunit alpha 3
Exons: 11
Coding region: 100-867 (255 amino acids)
Biological process (GO): ubiquitin-dependent protein catabolic process
Cellular component (GO): synapse; nucleus; proteasome core complex, alpha-subunit complex
Source: RefSeq, a predicted model, not a curated record
UUUGUUGCAAAGUCAGAGAGGGAGAAGUGAUGUGGUGAGGAGUUACGUUUUGCAGGGGUUGUGAUAUAUUGAGGUAAUACUUUGCACUUGGGCUACAAAAUGAGCUCCAUCGGAACUGGGUAUGACUUGUCUGCCUCGACCUUCUCACCUGAUGGUAGAGUGUUCCAGGUUGAGUAUGCAAUGAAAGCAGUCGAAAACAGCAGCACAGCCAUUGGAAUCCGGUGCAAGGAUGGCAUUGUGUUUGGUGUUGAGAAGCUAGUCCUCUCAAAACUAUAUGAACAGGGAUCCAACAAGCGCAUAUUCAACAUUGACCGUCAUGUUGGAAUGGCUGUGGCAGGGCUCUUGGCAGACGCUCGCUCUCUCGCUGAAGUGGCUCGGGAAGAGGCUGCUAACUUCCGCUCCAACUACGGUCAUGACAUCCCCCUGAAACAUCUUUCAGACAGAGUGGCCAUGUAUGUCCAUGCUUACACGUUAUACAGCGCUGUGCGUCCAUUUGGCUGCAGUUUUAUCCUGGGAUCAUAUGAUGAAGAUGAUGGCCCACAGCUGUACAUGGUAGACCCAUCAGGGAUUUCAUACGGUUACUGGGGUUGUGCCAUUGGAAAGGCCAAGCAGGCAGCCAAGACAGAAAUUGAAAAACUUCAGAUGAAAGACAUGACCUGCCGGGAGUUGGUGAAGGAGGUGGCCAAAAUAAUCUACAUUGUACAUGAUGAGGUCAAAGACAAAUCAUUUGAGUUGGAGCUCAGCUGGGUAGGAGAAGUGACAAAAGGAAGACAUGAAGUGGUCCCCAAAGACAUUAGAGAAGAGGCAGAGAAGUAUGCUAAGGAUGCCUUGGAAGAAGAGGACGACUCUGAUGAGGACAACAUGUAAAAGCCUGUUUGGCCCGGCAGCAACACGUGCAUUUGCCCCUCUGACUACUGUCAUACCCACUAUUCUCCCUGUCCUCACCAGACGACCCCAGAUGUACAAGGCAGAUAUUUCUUUUUUUUGUAUGUUUUUUUAAGCGCAUUGGACCAUUACAUUCAUGUGUUUCUUUUCUUUAAAUUCUGUACAAUGGAUUUUGGACAGCAUAUAAAAAUUGUCAGAAAACA